AUGGAAAGCGAGAGUGAGGAGAGUGUAGAAGGUGGAGAUGAAUCGGACGGUGAGGUAGAACACGGGCAGAAAUCUAGUGCAAAGGCGGUGGUUGCAGCAUCGAGAAACGGUCGUCGCGCUUCCGCUCCAGCUCGUGAGAUUUUGGCCCACUCAGGGGUUGCUACACCGACACCUGAGCGGACGAGACGAAACAGUCGAAGGAAGACCAUUCAUGGUUCGUUCGACACUACCAGUCUCGAAGGUCGCGCCAAAGGAGAGUCCCGAAGAGGCAAGAGGUGA
Messenger RNA from Orbilia oligospora ATCC 24927, 279 nucleotides. RefSeq lists its product as uncharacterized. The record is from RefSeq and is a predicted model, not a curated record. Bases 1 to 279 code for a protein of 92 amino acids. The transcript has a single exon. NCBI's taxonomy places the organism in Eukaryota, Fungi, Ascomycota, Orbiliomycetes, Orbiliales, Orbiliaceae.